AUGCCAACCAAUUCUACAUAUCGUACCAACGUUUCGCAAGACGCGCGCCUCGAGUACGCAGAGCUGUUAGAAAAACUGCACACUUUACAGGCGGAGUGGCACGAAGCAGCGUCGCGCAAAGCUGCACUACAGGCAUCCGUUGUGUCAACUGCAGCACAUUGUAGUAGUGUAGAGCCUAUUCGGCAACGCUUCUCGGAGCUCCAGGCGGAAAUGACAGUUCUGAACCAGCAGAAGAAAUUUAUUCAAUCACAACUGGAUAAUGCACACGGCCUAUACAAGUCUGCAUGCGAAAAGUCAGCCGUUGGCGUCGAGCACGUGAACACUGAGAAGCAAGCUCUAGAGGAGGAAUACAUGCAGGUGAUGCGGCUCAUCGAUCAGUUUGAUCCUGACCUCCAAGAGGAUGCGGUGUUAGUGAAGGCCGCUCUCGCCGAACAACGGGUGGAAAUGCGCAUUCUGCAGGAGGCCCUGUGGGCCGUUCAGCAGUCUCUGGCGUGUGAGUCCCUUAGCGACGCGGCGCAGCACGCCGCCAUUCCUUUCGUGCCUCACCCGCCACUUGUAGAGGUGCCGAUGGACGAGGUGUGCGUGCCGGUGGCACCAGGGCGGCUGCGGCUGCUGACGGGCCCCCGCGGCGAUGGCCUGCAGGAGUUGCGGGAGCGCCACAAAGUUAUGGCCUACAUCGCCACCUCUGACGAUGCGGUGUCGGUGCGGGUGCAGGGACACAGCGCGGGCGUGCAGAACUGCGUGCGCGAUAUUCGUCGCAUCUUGUCUCUGUAG
Messenger RNA from Trypanosoma grayi, 774 nucleotides. RefSeq lists its product as hypothetical. The transcript has a single exon. Bases 1 to 774 code for a protein of 257 amino acids. NCBI's taxonomy places the organism in Eukaryota, Euglenozoa, Kinetoplastea, Trypanosomatida, Trypanosomatidae. The record is from RefSeq and is a predicted model, not a curated record. Gene Ontology annotation, molecular function: RNA binding.